GGGGGACACCCGCCUCCUGCUGUCCCACCGCUGACCGCAGUCCGCCUGAGCUUCUGCAUUUUUGAGUUUAUUUUUGAUUACGCGAGCACUGUGGGAGUAUUAGCUCCAGCAGUACAGAUAAAGCAAAAAUUUCCUCGGCCUUGCCCGAUCCUCCUACCUUGCUUAGAGCCAGCCCCUGUUGCGCGUUUGCAGACACAUGGGUGUGUCUUCUGGCCUCUGUUGUUCUUUUGUGAAUUGUUUUUUCUAAUCUUGCCUGUUUUUCUGUUGCAUUUAUGGUCCUUUUCCUAACUAUUUGUAGGAAUUCUUUGUAUAUUCUGUAUUUCGAUAAUUUGUCAGUUUAAUAUAUUGGGGAUCUUUUUCUCCCGGUCUAUUUCUUGUCAUUUAACUUUGUUUAUGGUUUCUUCUGUAGACAGAGGUUUUUUGCUUGUCGUUGUUGCUCUCAAAUUUUCCUCCAUGACUUCGUGUUUUGGGUGAAUGCUCCUCAAACUGCCGAAUCUCCUCGAGAUCUUGUUAAAAGCAAAUUACGGUCCAGUAGGUCUGGGAGGGGGUCUGAGAUUCUAAGUUUCUAACGAACUCCCAGGUGGUACCUUGCUGCCUGUUUUGGAACCACGCUUUGAGUAGCAAGGUUUUGGGUAGUGUUUAGGGUGUAAAUAUAUGCCCCUAUAUUUUCUAAUACUGUUAUCAUUUUGUUUUUACUUUUUAUUUUCAUUCCAGGGGUAACAAGGCCUUGCUCUGGCUUUGAGAGUCUCAUUUCCCUCAAUCAAAGAUUAUUUUGAGGGGUAGAAAAAACAGUAACUAUAAGCUUUCCUUUAUAGUACUUUUGGUGGAGAGAGGCUGUGAUAUCAAAUAAACAAGGUGGGAUAAUUAAGAUUUCAAAGAGUCUGAAUCAUUCCUUCUACAAGCAUCACAUAUUUGUAGUGAACUCAAUGCAUACAGUCAGGAGGUCCUUUCCAUUCUUGGGGAAGUUGAUCUCGCGCUGGAGAAGCUUCCUGAAUGGGUUACUGCUAAACCAGUUGAGAAGAACCUGCUCACCAUGCUGGAUGAGGCCUACAUUCAGCCAGAACCGCUGGGAGUUGUCCUGAUUAUCGGAGCUUGGAACUACCCCUUUGUUGUCACCAUUCAGCCUCUGAUAGGAGCCAUCGCUGCAGGAAAUGCUGCGAUUAUUAAGCCUUCUGAGCUAAGUGAAAAUACAGCCAAGAUGUUGGCUAAGCUCCUCCCUCAGUAUUUAGACCAGGACCUGUAUGUUGUUAUUAAUGGUGGUGUUGAGGAAACCACGGAGCUUCUGAAGCAGCGAUUUGACCACAUUCUCUACACGGGAAAUACUGCAGUGGGAAAAAUAGUCAUGGAAGCUGCUGCCAAGCAUCUGACCCCUGUGACUCUUGAACUGGGAGGGAAGAGUCCGUGUUACAUUGACAAAGAUUGUGACCUGGACGUCGCCUGCAGACGCAUAACCUGGGGGAAGUACAUGAAUUGCGGUCAAACCUGCAUUGCUCCCGACUACAUCCUCUGUGAACCAUCCCUCCAGAAUCAAAUCGUGCAGAAGAUUAAGGAAACCGUGAAGGAAUUUUAUGGAGAAAAUGUCAAAGAAUCUCCUGAUUAUGAAAGGAUAAUCAAUCUUCGUCAUUUUAAGAGGAUACUAAGUUUGCUUGAAGGACAAAAGAUAGCUUUUGGUGGAGAGACCGAUGAAGCCACACGCUACAUAGCCCCAACAAUACUUACUGAUGUUGAUUCUGAAACCAAAGUGAUGCAAGAAGAAAUUUUUGGACCAAUUCUUCCAAUAGUGCCUGUGAAGAAUGCAGAGGAAGCCAUAAAAUUCAUAAACGAACGUGAAAAGCCCUUGGCUUUCUAUGUAUUUUCUCAUAACGAUAAGCUCAUCAAACGGAUGAUUGACGGGACGUCCAGCGGCGGUGUCACAGCUAACGACGUCAUUAUGCACUUCACACUCACCUCUUUACCCUUCGGAGGAGUAGGUUCGAGUGGGAUGGGAGUUUAUCACGGAAAACACAGUUUUGAUACUUUUUCUCAUCAACGUCCCUGUUUAUUAAAAAGUUUAAAGAGAGAAGGUGUUAACAAACUCAGAUACCCUCCCAACAGCCAGUCAAAGGUGGACUGGGCCAAAUUUUUCCUCUUGAAAAAGUUCAACAAAGGAAAACUCAGUCUCCUGUUCCUCGCUUUCCUGGGCAUUGUGGUGGCUCUGCUUGUCAAGAAAUACCAAGCUGUGCUGAGGAGAAAGGCCCUGUUGACUUGUCUGGCAGGUCACAGACUGUGUUGUCGGGCUGGCUACUACUGAAGAAUGAUCCUGUUCAACCUCCUAGUUGCCUCUACUGAAUUGUUCCUCUAUUAAAUAGUUAAUGAACCAGU
This is a messenger RNA of Diceros bicornis minor, 2361 nucleotides long. RefSeq names its product aldehyde dehydrogenase 3 family member A2 (gene ALDH3A2). The coding region runs from base 1034 to 2290 and encodes 418 amino acids. Gene Ontology annotation, cellular component: cytoplasm. The transcript has 11 exons. The record is from RefSeq and is a predicted model, not a curated record. Gene Ontology annotation, molecular function: aldehyde dehydrogenase (NAD+) activity. Lineage: Eukaryota; Metazoa; Chordata; Mammalia; Perissodactyla; Rhinocerotidae. Gene Ontology annotation, biological process: aldehyde metabolic process.